Molecule: messenger RNA, 2109 nt
Organism: Branchiostoma belcheri (Belcher's lancelet)
Lineage: Eukaryota; Metazoa; Chordata; Leptocardii; Amphioxiformes; Branchiostomatidae
Product: transmembrane protein 246-like
Exons: 2
Coding region: 496-1743 (415 amino acids)
Biological process (GO): GPI anchor biosynthetic process
Cellular component (GO): Golgi membrane
Molecular function (GO): glycosyltransferase activity
Source: RefSeq, a predicted model, not a curated record
UUUGGAUCAACUGGUUUCCCCCGUCGUGUACACACGAAGCAAUGAGCAUGUAUAUAUAAAAGGGGUCACUCGUGAUCACGCAACAGACAACUCGGGCGACUUGUAAACAGAAUUUCCGGCAUGCAAGCAGCUGACAAUACCCAGUGUGCAGCUGUACACGCUCUUUACAUUUGAUUCUGUCAUUCCAGCACGUUCACUUGUCUGAAAACCCACACAAGUUCGGAGGCCGAGGUGAGGACACAUGGUGAAUGUCGUCCAGUGCCAAGUGUUUCACGUUUCAGGUGUCUUCAGGGAGUCUGAACUUCACAAGAAAAUGUCUGAAGAUGAACGCCACAAAAGAAAAUGAACGCGUUUAAAAUCGGUUACAAAGAUACAAUCAAAAGAAUCGGUGCCAUCGUAUACGAUAAAAGGACAAGACACAUCGCCAUAUUAUUGUGACAAUGUCAGGUUUGCUCAAAAACGUCUUCUGAGCUAUCCAACUAUAAAACGGUUACGAUGUCGCGCCUUGUGUACAAGUGGUCGAUGGUCAAAUUUUACAUCUUGGUGUUCUGCGUUGUCUUACCCGCCCUGUGUCACAGGAUGUACUUCUCUAUCUAUUACAAUCAGUACCUACACAUGAGAGGUACGGACCCGAACACUUACUCUCGGAGAGUCAACGAUGAGCGAAGAAGACAGGCCGAAACGUUUCUUACUUCUAAAAUAAAAGUUGGAUCUCCGAGCGCUCUCUCAUUGGAUACACAGUCCGAUGGUACGAGGGUAGCCGUGGGGUUUGUCACAGUGAACCGGCAGCCAAAAAUGCAGGACGGUAGCGUGUAUAACCCCGGAUACCUCCUCCAAACUGUGGCGGCGAUACUGCAAGAUCAAGAAAAGUCAUCUCUCAGGACCCGUCUUCUCGUUUGUAACGUGGAUUCCGACCCGCUAUCUAAUUCUGAUGCCGUCUUCUUGUCCUCCAUUGUGCCUGUUGUGUCAAAAUACCAAAAGGCAAAUUUGCCGACGAAACCGAUGUCUUUGCCAAGAAGACUUCAGAAAGAAAAGGACGACUACGUUUACUGUUUGAACCAAACACUCGCUUACAAUUCAGAGUAUGUUCUUAUCAUCGAAGACGACACUCUAGCAACACCCGGGACCUUAGAUAUCAUUGAACACAUCAUACGGACUAAGCUCGAAAAGAAAUACCGCGGUUUUGAACUGACAGAAAAUAACUACACAAAAACGAUCAUCAAGCUGUUUUCUCCGCAGUACAUUCAGCGUGACUUCUUCACUACAAAACCGAAACGAAUCGUCAUCAAUAUAUUAGAACUUGUUGGUAUCGGCGUUGUAGGCGCAUCAACUAUUAGUUUUGUACAUUUCCUUAUAGUUCAAACUUGCAGAAAACCCUACGUGUUCUGCAAUAUGUUCUUCGUUGCAAAUUUUGUCUGUUGUAUUCUUGUGGCUGUUGCUAUCUCAAGGCCACAUCGUCUGGAGCUCAGAAGAAUAUCAAAACAAUUGUAUCUCAUGAUUGAUGCCAACGACUGUUGCACGCCAGCAGUUUUGUACCCCAGGGCCGCUGCUAUGGAGUUGAAGGCUCACCUGCAUGCCGACAGGGAACAUGACAGGAUACCAUUGGACGGUGUCAUGGACGAUUUUGUGAGCAGACGCGGGUACAGACAGUUCGCUGUCGAGCCUAAUCUAUUUUCUCACAUAGGACAGCACUCCUCUCUUCACUCCAAUUCAAGACUUAAGUUUCUUCAAAACUUUGUAUAAGGUUGGAGAUCAGCUUUCGAAAUACUGUAUCUUUCUAUAUUAUAGGCAUCCAAUGUAAUUCCAGGGAGGUAAAACUGUAUUUUCAAAAUCAAUUUUAUGGUCAUUCUGUUAAUGUAGUAAGUUAAUUCUAUCCCAUAACUGAUCUGUGUGAGGCAAAAAUGCGAUGCUUGUCUAAAAGAAAGAAAACGUUUGCAUGUUCAAUAGUUUGUAUUUUAGACUGCUUAGCUUAUAAAAUUACAGCUAUUUAGGGGUGGUACCAAAAAAAGAAAGGGACGUCUUACCUAGAUUGUUUCAGUUGGGCUAUUUUAGAUGCCUUAAGUAUGAAAUGAUGACUAAAACGUUCUAAGAAAUGACAGUAAAUGUAAU